Messenger RNA from Limulus polyphemus (Atlantic horseshoe crab), 3255 nucleotides. RefSeq names its product beta-secretase 1-like. Gene Ontology annotation, molecular function: aspartic-type endopeptidase activity. Gene Ontology annotation, cellular component: membrane; endosome; trans-Golgi network. Bases 252 to 1667 code for a protein of 471 amino acids. The transcript has 11 exons. Lineage: Eukaryota; Metazoa; Arthropoda; Merostomata; Xiphosura; Limulidae. The record is from RefSeq and is a predicted model, not a curated record. Gene Ontology annotation, biological process: membrane protein ectodomain proteolysis; amyloid-beta metabolic process.
UUUGAAUAAAUACUAAAAUAGUAAACUGAGACGUACAAAAUAUGAAAUUCGAGUUGUAUUUCUUUAUUUUGUAAACUUUAAAUUUUAUUGAAGUGUAAUUUUUGUAUAAAAUGUUUCUGCCACAAACACCUUAUUUUAUGUUUUAUUUUUAGUAACAACCAUAAGUCUUGUUUGAGGAAUCUUGGUACGGAUCACUGUAUGAUGCAACAUUUUUGAUUGUUUUGCACCUCCAGAGUACACUUUUAUUGAUCAUGAUCUACCAUUUUUGUAUACUCAACUUUAUGAUUCAGUUGAUCAACCUUAUUGAAGCAUCAGUUAUAGUUUUACCCCUCCACCAAGAAGAACGAUAUCUAAAUCAAGUCAAGACAGUUGUUAAUGCAAGUAUCGGUGGAAAUUUUGAUGAUGGGUAUUAUGUCUUAGUUAACAUAGGCUCACCUCCACAGAAAUUAGCCUUGUUGAUAGAUACAGGCAGCAGUAACUUGGCAGUAGCUGCUUCAUCAGCUUUACCUGUGAAGAGGUAUUUUCAUAUGAAUGAAUCUGAGUCAUUUCAUUUAACUGGAAAGUCAGUAAAAAUCAAGUAUGUACAAGGUCAGUGGUCGGGAACACUGGGCUCAGACCUGAUUUCUAUCCCCAACUCACCGUCCAUUACGACUCGGUGUAAUGUAGCUUGUAUUCUUUCAUCUGAAGAUGUUUUCUCGAAUGUUUCUAAUUGGCAGGGCUUGCUAGGACUUGCCUACUCUGCUGUGGCAAAGCCAGAUUCAUCCGUUACUCCAUAUUUUGAUGCUUUGGUUGCUGAUGGAAAAGUUGAAAAUAUAUUCUCUAUAGCCUUAUGUGAUAAGCCACAAAUACAAAAUGUAAAGCAGUCUCAAGGAAAGUUGGUGCUUGGUGGCAUAGAAAAUUCUCUUUAUACUGGAGAUAUCUUAUACACAAGAAUACACAAAGAAUGGUUUUAUGAAGUCAUCCUGACAAAUAUAACAGUUGGGUCCAAGAAAUGGGAAGGCCAUUGUAGUGAGUUGAAUAAUGACAAAACAAUAAUUGACACUGGAACAUCUGCACUUUAUCUUCCUGAAAAGGUUUUCACUUGGGUUAAACAAUCACUCCAUAAAACAGAUGAGUUAAAAAAUCAGCUGAAUGAAAGAUUCUGGAAAGGACAAGAAGAUGUUUGCAUACAAAAAGGAAGAUCUGUGAGUGAAUACUUCCACCAAAUAGAAAUGGUCUUUGGAGAGACAUUUAACAGCUCAGUGUCCUUGGUCAUUCCACCAGAGCUAUUUCUUUGGAAGACACCUCAAAUUGUACCUGAUAACGACUGUUACAAACUGGGGAUCGCUUCGUCAAAAGUUGGUACAAUCAUUGGUGCUGUAAUUUUGGAAGGUUUCUAUGUAAUAUAUGAUCGAGAAAAUAAAAGAAUAGGCUUUGCCAACUCUACCUGUACACAUACAACUGCAGCAGUCAUUAGAACCAUGAAUAUGCCUAAAGAUCCAAAAGAUUGUGCUCACAGUUAUGAGGAAGAAUCUGGGUCAUCACUUCUGGUUAUAGCAUACAUAUUGUCAACUUUGUGCAUUUUAUGUGCCAUUCCAUUGCUAGUGAUGCUGACACAGUGGAUUUGGCACCAUCUAAUCAAAAAACGUGGAGAUACUUCAGAAGCUAGCAGCCUUAUUGAUGAUUAAUUCUGUCCAUAGUAUGCAACAUUGUAACUGGUUAUUGUAUCACCAUCUUUUUUCAUAAGUGAUUUGACAAUGAUAAUUUUAUAAGCAUUGUUACAGGUUUAUAAUAUUUAAUACAUUAUUUGCCAAUUAUUUUGAAGCAAUUUGUUUGGUAACUGUUUACAAUGUCCAUACUUUAAAAAUAAUUUUAUAAUAAGUAAAUGGCUAAGUGCUCUUUAGAUACCCCUUUUUAAUAGCUAAUAUUCUUAGUAUUUGCAUAUAUUUGUUUUCAUAGUUACUAUACAAUCUACUUAUAAAUCACAUUCUUCAUAAUGUCACACAACUAUCAUCAUAAUUAUUGAUAUUGGUUUUUGAUCAAUAUCCUUCAAGUUGAUUCUGAGCUUUUACAUUAUUAUAGUGCUUUACCAAAACUUGCAUUUUCUCAUUUGCUUGUUCUUUCUGAAUGAAAACUAGUUUGUACAAAGUAUGAUUAACUUAAAUUAGAUUGUUAGUUACUAUGCAAGCUUGUUAAAAAUAUAUAUUAGUGAUUAAUAAGAGUUUUGUGUGAGGUGGUUUUUGGCUAAAGCAAAGCGUCUCUCAGGAAAAUUGCAGUGGUAAAUAUUUUAGCAAAAAAGUGUGCAUGUGAAUAGGUUAAAGAGAGAACCCUAGUUAGAACCUCAACCUACAGAUGACACCAACAAAAAGUCAGUCUUCCAAAAAUAUGCAACAGUAGCAGAUAGUCUGAAAGAAAAACAUACUUUUAAUGAAUUUGUGGCAAUAUUGGAAAAAAACAUUGAUUUAUCUUGAAAUUCAAGAAAGGUUAAAUAAUUAGAAUAAAGUUGCUAGUUUACUCUUGUAAUCUGUAAUAUAGUGGGACAAAAGAUAAUAGUAUUUUUAGUGAUGAAACUAUGCUAUCAAGCACGAUACAUGCAACUGGAAACUAAGUAAGUUGAGCCUAGUCUGUAAGCGUGCUUCAUUCUGACUGAGGAUUGAGCAUUCUUUGAUAGUCUUAAUACAAUACUAAUACAAAUAUUUCAACCAUCUUCCACUUGUAAAGAGAGAUAUGAAAUAUGUUAUAAUGUAUUGAAUGCAUUCAUGAUGUUAGAAAAACAUGUAGGUUUAAAAAAUAAAUAAAAGUCCUAAAUACAGAACCCAUAACCUGAGCUCUUUUGAAAGGUGGACCUUUCUUUGUAAGGUGCAUGAGAUAAUUGUUUGUUCUGUGUAAAUUUAUUACCUUAGAAGUUACCUUUUAUUUAAUAAUAUAUAUAUAUAUAUAUAUUUAAAAUAUUAUUUGUUACUGAAAUUACAAAUAGUUUUGAAUGUUACAAAUCCUUUAUAAAACCCUGAUUUAAUCCUCCUGAAAAAUGAAGUUUACUGUAUCAUUUUGGAAGGAUGAUAAGAAUCAAGUUUUUUUCACUCAAACAUUCUUGAAUUUACUGUAUUUAAUUAUACUGAUAUGUUAAUAGAUUAUACGAAAUAGUAUAUAGACAUUUGAUUUUAAGUGAUUUAUGAGUUUUUUUUGUUUUGCACUUUUUCUGAUAUUCACAUUUAGUCCAAUAAUUUUCUUAGAACUUAAUGCAUGUAAGAAGCCUAAAGCAUGUACUUAAUGCAA